This is a messenger RNA of Penicillium cinerascens, 1188 nucleotides long. Its product is annotated as glutaminyl-peptide cyclotransferase family protein. The transcript has a single exon. NCBI's taxonomy places the organism in Eukaryota, Fungi, Ascomycota, Eurotiomycetes, Eurotiales, Aspergillaceae. The record is from RefSeq and is a predicted model, not a curated record. Bases 1 to 1188 code for a protein of 395 amino acids. Gene Ontology annotation, molecular function: zinc ion binding; glutaminyl-peptide cyclotransferase activity.
AUGUCUUCGGCAUAUCGUAGCCUCCGGGGCUGCUUAUCGAUGAUGUGCCUCGGUCUCCUCUUCCUCCUCCCUGCGCAAGCCUACGAGAAGCUCUCUGACGAUACCUUGAGAGCUUUACCCCGACCUGGUCGAGACUUUGAUAUCCACAAUGGCGCCCUUUUAUCCCCGAUCCUCCAGACCCGCGUCCCCGGCACCGCUGGCCACACCGCAGUCUUGCAACACUUUGUCGACUUCUUCCAAACAACCCUGCCGAAAUGGGAGAUCGAGUUUCAGAACUCCACCGCCAAAACACCGAUUUCAAAGGGGAAGGAUGUACCCUUUAUCAAUUUCAUUGCCACGCGCGAUCCUCCCGGAGCUCGAGUAGGGGAUGUCGAGCGGUUGACCCUUGUUGCGCAUUACGAUAGCAAGCUAGAACCAAAGGGAUUUAUUGGAGCCAUCGACAGUGCUGCACCAUGCGCGAUGAUAAUGCAUGCUAUGCGCAGUAUCGAUGAUGCCCUUGAUAGGAAAUGGGCGGCGAUGAAGGCGCAGGGGAUUGACCCGUCGCUCGAGGAGCAGCGCGGCAUCCAAGUCUUCUUCCUAGAUGGCGAGGAGGCAUUCAAGGAUUGGAGUACCUCCGAUUCCCUGUAUGGAGCACGCGCUAUGGCUGAGUCCUGGGAUCAUCAAAUGUACCCGGCGACGUCCACCUUCAAGACCCCGCUCUCGGCCAUUUCCUUGUUUGUUCUUCUGGACCUGCUGGGUUCGAAGAGUCCCUAUAUACAGUCUUACUACCCGACUACCCAUUGGGCCUACCAAGGCUUGGGAACCUUGGAGCAGCGCCUUAGGUCCAUGAAGUUACUAAAGGCCGGCUCUGGGGAACCCUGGUUCAUCGAUUCAUCCAAAGAUUCCCACCAAAUCAAGCCUUAUGGUGGCAUCCAGGAUGACCAUAUACCUUUUCUGGCACGAGGCGUUGAGAUCCUCCACCUUAUCGACUUCAUCCCCUUCAAAGGAUUCCCUCCCGUCUGGCAUACAAGCAAGGAUGAUGGGGAGCAUCUCGACAUGGACACCACAGAAGACUGGAGUGUACUUGUCACAGCCUUUGCCGCCGAGUGGAUGGAGUUGGAGGGAUAUUUUGACCUUCUAGAACACAAAUUACGGGACGAGGGGAUUGAGGCGGAGGUUGUCCGUUUGAAUAAGAAAACCGAGCUGUAA